GGCAUUUCUCGCACAACUUUUGGCUGGUUGGGUGAAACAAAAGGCGUUUUCCAAGCAAGCAAGCCCGUUCGCAAAAGUAGUGUUUAGCUUCCCGUAAAAAACUUUGCGAAUCCCCGGAACUCCCGUAGAAAAGAACCAUGUCCGACGCACCGGCCACCGCUGGUUCCGAGAACUGGAUCAAAAAGGCCGAGGACCAGGAGAUUUCCACUCUGGUUAACGAGCUGAGCAUCGAGAAGGAGAAGGACAAGAGUGAGGCCGCGCCAGCCGAAGCGGUUAAGGAGGAGACGGCAAAGCCUGAGGAGACACCGCCUCCGGCGGAGCCGGUGCCGGCGAGUGUGGAACCGCCGGCGACGACCAUAGCCGCCGCUGUGAGUAGUGCUGGCACUCCGUCGGAACCGGCCGCCAGCGAGAAUGGAGAGACGGCGUCGUCCACCGAGGACGCGGAGGCAUUUAAUCCGGCGGACGCAAGCUUGUUGAUGAAGAUUAUCCGGAAGGGUCUGGUCGAGAGCAGGCAGGACAUUGAGGUGCAACGCAAGAACCCGAUGUCGCCGCUGUACUCUGUGAAGACGUUCGAGGCGUUGCACUUGAAGCCGGAGCUGCUGCAGGGCGUGUACGCGAUGGGAUUUAAUGCGCCGUCGAAGAUCCAGGAGACGGCACUGCCGACGCUGCUGGCCGAACCCCCGCAGAACAUGAUCGCUCAGAGUCAGAGCGGAACGGGGAAGACGGCGGCCUUCGUGUUGGCCAUGUUGAGUCGAGUAAAUCCGGCCAAGAACUAUCCGCAGGUCAUUUGCCUGAGUCCUACGUACGAGUUGGCCAUCCAGACGGGCGAGGUCGCAGCCAAGAUGGCAAAGUUCUGUCCGGAGAUUAAGCUUCGGUACGCGGUCCGUGGCGAGGAGAUUUCCAAGGGUUCCAAACUGACCGAUCACAUCAUAAUCGGAACGCCCGGCAAGCUGCUCGACUGGGGCAUCAAGUUCCGUGCGUUCGACCUGAAGAAGAUCAGCGUGUUCGUACUGGACGAGGCGGACGUCAUGAUCGCCACCCAGGGCCACCAGGACCAGUGCAUCCGGAUCCACAAGCAGCUGUCCUCGUCGUGCCAGAUGAUGUUCUUCUCGGCGACGUACGAGCGCGAGGUGAUGGAGUUUGCCGAGUACAUCGUGCCGAACCCGAUCGUGAUCCGGCUGGCGCGCGAGCAGGAAUCGCUCGACAACAUCAAGCAGUACUACGUCAAGUGCCGGAACCAGGACGAGAAGUACCAGGCCAUUUCGAACAUUUACGGCGUGAUCACGGUCGGCCAGGCCAUCAUCUUCUGCCACACGCGUAAAACGGCCGGCUGGCUGUCCGGCAAAAUGUCCCAGGAUGGCCACUCGGUGGCCGUGCUCUCCGGCGACCUGACCGUCGAGCAGCGCCUCAUGGUGCUGGACCGCUUCCGGGCGGGCAUGGAGAAGGUCCUGAUCACGACGAACGUCCUGUCGCGGGGCAUCGACGUCGAGCAGGUCACGAUCGUGGUGAAUUUCGAUCUGCCCACCGACCAGCAGGGUCGGGCCGACUGCGAGACGUAUCUGCACCGAAUCGGACGCACCGGGCGAUUCGGCAAGAACGGCAUCGCGAUCAACCUGGUCGACUCGGAUCGCAGCAUGGCCAUCUGCCGGGCCAUCGAGAGCCACUUCAAGAAGCGCAUCCACCUGCUGGACGCGGAGAAUUCGGACGAAAUCGAGAAGAUCGGCUCGUAGAUUUUUGGAUUUGGCGGGACAAUUGUUUAAGUUAUUCUUUGGACACGCGCGACACCUCGGUUAUUAAAGACUUUUGUUAUUUUUUCUCGUAUGCGACCUAAAUUUGUGC
Culex pipiens pallens (northern house mosquito) is the source of this 1839-nucleotide messenger RNA. RefSeq names its product DEAD-box helicase Dbp80-like. The coding region runs from base 138 to 1730 and encodes 530 amino acids. Gene Ontology annotation, biological process: poly(A)+ mRNA export from nucleus. Gene Ontology annotation, cellular component: cytoplasmic stress granule; nucleus. The transcript is spliced from 5 exons. Gene Ontology annotation, molecular function: RNA binding; ATP binding; RNA helicase activity. Lineage: Eukaryota; Metazoa; Arthropoda; Insecta; Diptera; Culicidae. The record is from RefSeq and is a predicted model, not a curated record.